Molecule: messenger RNA, 2709 nt
Organism: Arabis nemorensis
Lineage: Eukaryota; Viridiplantae; Streptophyta; Magnoliopsida; Brassicales; Brassicaceae
Source: the annotation of a GenBank genome assembly
AUGGCUGGAGUACUAGCUGGGGAAUGUUCGUACAGUGAGAGCGGAGUUUCAUCACACUCGAGGAAUUCUCAUGAAAAGCAAGAAGAGGUUGCCCGCUGGUACUUUGGAAGGAAAGAAAUAGAAGAAAAUUCACCGUCAAGGUUGGAUGGUAUUGACUUAAAGAAGGAAACUUACCUCCGCAAAUCCUACUGUACAUUUUUGCAGGACUUGGGCAUGAGAUUGAAAGUUCCCCAGGUUACAAUAGCUACCGCGAUAAUCUUCUGUCAUCGAUUCUUCUUUCGUCAAUCACAUGCAAAGAAUGACAGAAGGACAAUUGCAACUGUAUGUAUGUUCCUUGCUGGAAAGGUUGAGGAAACACCACGGCCCUUGAAAGACGUUAUUUUUGUCUCCUAUGAGAUAAUAAACAAGAAGGAUCCUGGUGCUUCUCAGAAAAUCAAGCAAAAGGAAGUAUAUGAGCAACAAAAAGAGCUUGUACUAAACGGAGAAAAAAUUGUACUUUCUACAUUAGGCUUUGACCUCAAUGUUCACCAUCCUUAUAAACCCCUUGUAGAAGCAAUAAAGAAAUUUAAGGUUGCACAGAAUGCUCUUGCCCAAGUUGCAUGGAAUUUUGUUAAUGAUGGUCUGCGGACAUCACUCUGCCUGCAGUUUAAGCCUCAUCACAUCGCGGCUGGUGCAAUAUUUCUUGCGGCCAAGUUCCUUAAAGUGAAGUUACCAUCAGAUGGAGAGAAGGUUUGGUGGCAAGAAUUUGAUGUCACACCCCGACAAUUGGAGGAUGUUAGCAACCAAAUGCUUGAGCUUUAUGAACAAAACCAAAACCGUGUCCCUGUAUCUCAAGGAAGCGAAGUCGAAAGUAGUGUAGCUGGAGGGUCAGCUCAGCGGCCGGGAUCCAGAAAUGCAGCAUCAACUGAUGAGCAUGUUGGUUCUAGGCAAACAUCAGUACGUCCAACCCAUGAACAUUCAAAUUCUGAUAAUCAUGGGGGUUCAUCAAAAGGCGCUUUGAAUCAGAACAAUGAUAAUGGGGGUGGUGAGGCAGCUAAUAUUAGUGUCGAUCACAAAGAGGAGACAGAGAGAGAAACAAAAGAAAGUCAACAUCCAGAAAAUCAUCCAGCUCAUAAGGACAAUGUGAGGGAAGCCCCGCAUAACUCUAGACCUGUAGUUGAGGGGCCUGAGAAGGACAAUUCAGAAAGAGAGGGUGGAGAGCUUCAAGAUGAUGGCGCUGUUCAUAAAGCUAGAAAUCUUGAUACGGGUGAUGUCCCAAUCAGCCAAUCUCCAAAAGACUUGAAAUUGCUCCGAGAUAAGGUGAAGGCUAAACGAGAGAAGGCUAAGAAGUUGCUAGGUGAAAGGACGAGGAAAAAGGAUUUGAUGGAUGAGGAUGAUUUGAUUGAAAGAGAAUUGGAAGAUGUGGAACUAGCUGUUGAUGAUGAAGAGACGAAGCAAAGAAAAGUACAGAGCAGGCCAAAGGUCGACAACUCUGAUCUCAUGGGUAAAGAACAUGGUGAGAUUCUAGAUGUUAAAGGGGAAGUAAAAAAUACAGAGGAUGGCGAAAUGGUAAGCGAUGUGUCUGCGAUGAUGCACAGCCGAAAGAGAAAAAUGGGAAGCCCUCCUGAAAAGCAGUCAGAAGGAAAGAGACGCCACAGUUCUGAGAAUGGUGAAGAAGGCCACAAGACAAGCAGAGGGAAGUUAAAGUACUAUGCAUUAUCUAAACCGGGCAACAGUUUGAUUCUGCUAGGAAAAUUCCAGAUUCCCGGAAAAUGCUUACGAUUUCAGAGAUUCUCUGCGCUUUGCUUAUCAGCGAGCCGAGAAGAUGUAAGCCCAUCUGAAGAACUCGCCGUGAUACUUGAGGUUGAUGGAGUAAUGAUUGAUACAUGGUCAAGUAAUCGCCAGGCGUUCAAUGUAGCUUUUCAAAAGCUUGGGCUUGAUUGUGCAAAUUGGCCUGAACCAGUUUAUUCAGACCUGUUGAGAAAGGGUGCUGCUGAUGAAGAGAAAAUGUUGCUAUUGUAUUUCAACCAGAUUGGUUGGCCUUCCUCAUUGCCAACCAGUGAGAAAGAGAGUUUUGUAAAAAGUGUAUUGCGAGAAAAGAAAAAUGCAAUGAAUGAGUUUCUGAUGUCGAAAAGCUUACCUCUGAGAUCUGGAGUUCAAGAAUUUAUCGAUAAUGCAUACACGGAGAGAGUACCUGUUGCUAUCGUUACAGCCUAUUGCAAGAGCGGAGACAAAGUAGCCUUAUCCGUUGUUGAGAUGCUUGGCCAAGAAAGACUUUCGAAUGUAAAAGUUAUCGGAGACAAUGAAGUAGAACAGAGUAUGUAUGGACAACUUGUUCUUGGCAAAGGAAUUUCUUCAAGUCUAGAGGAGCAACUAGUGAAGGAAGUAAAAAAAGCAGCGUCCGCUGAGAAACAGAGGAUAGCAGAAGAAGUUGCAUCAAUGCUAAAGCUAAGUGUUGACAUUGACACAAGCUCAUCUGAGAGAUUGGAGAAAAUCGUUGUUGCUUUGCGUGCUGCUGCAGAAUAUGCUGGAUUACCUGUAAAAAACUGUGUACUUGUUGCUGGUAGUCAAUCUGGAGUUUCUGCUGCAAAGAUGAUAGGCAUGCCGUGUGUAGUUAUGCGAAGCAGUUUAACUGCAAGAGGUGAGUUUCCAUCAGCGAAAGGUGUAAUGGAUGGGUUUGGAGGUGCAGACCUAACAAUCCCAAAGCUUAGGAACAAGAUUAAGUCUUGA